Drosophila busckii is the source of this 1043-nucleotide messenger RNA. Its product is annotated as 27 kDa hemolymph protein. The record is from RefSeq and is a predicted model, not a curated record. NCBI's taxonomy places the organism in Eukaryota, Metazoa, Arthropoda, Insecta, Diptera, Drosophilidae. Bases 16 to 942 code for a protein of 308 amino acids. The transcript has a single exon.
GUUAGUUAGUCAGUCAUGAAGGGAAUGCUAAACGCGUCGCGUCUGUUGCUCGCCUGCGCGCUUGCUUGGCUUGGGUUAGCGCUUGGGUCACAGGAUGUGCCCACGCUGGGCGCACUGAGUGAUCUGAGCAGCAAUUAUUUGCCCGCGGGCAUGCCACAGCCGAACAUAACGCUGGCCGAUCUGCAGCGGCUGUUGCAACAAAAGUGCGGCAAGGCGAAUGCCCAGAAUGCCACAGCGCUCAGUGAGAACAUCGAGCGUGGUGCUGGCAAAUUGUUCGAGUGCAUCAAUGGACUGGCCAACAUUACGGUCAUUAUGGAGGAAGUGGAGCGCGCGCGUCCACGCGGCGAUCUGGAUGUGGUCUUUGAGAAAUAUUGUCGCCGCAUGCCACAAGCGCGCCAGUGCCUCAACGACUUCAAUGCUGCACUGCUGCCCUGCCUAAGCGAGCCCGAGCGUCAGCACAAUGCGAUGAUGUCGCGCAUUAUGGACAAACUGCUGCAAUUCAUUUGCUACAAGGACGGCGAUCAGAUUGCGCUCUUCAUUGCCGAGGAGGGACCCGAGUGCCUCGAGCAGCAUCGCGAGCAUAUGGGCAGCUGCCUGCAGAGCAGCUUUGGUCAUUAUUUGCCCACGGGCCUGAACAUUAGCACAGCCACGCUGCCCGAUUUGGUGCUGGGGCCGCGUCAGUGCGUCGAGCUGCAUGAUCUGGAGACGUGUGUGCUGCGGCAUCUCGAGCAGUGCAGCAACAUUACGCCCAGCAACAUUGUCGAGGCCAUGUUCCGUUAUGUGCGCAAGGAGUCCAAUUGCCAGCAGUCUGUCGAUCGUGUUGCCAGAGAUCACGCCGAGGCGCUUGGACUAACUGGAGCAGCUGGUGGCCGCCAGCAGCAGCAGCAGCUGCUGCUCAGCCUCAUGCCGCUUACACUUGCCGUCGCAUUUGUUGCGGCUUAAGCAGUUUUAGUAUUUAAAAUGCAUUUACACACACACACACACACACAUGAAUAAUUAUAUAGCGCAUACGAGGGCUGGCUACAUAAAUUUGCAUUUAGUAU